Messenger RNA from Closterium sp. Naga37s-1, 1656 nucleotides. Lineage: Eukaryota; Viridiplantae; Streptophyta; Zygnematophyceae; Desmidiales; Closteriaceae. The record is from the annotation of a GenBank genome assembly.
GUUCGUACGAUUUUUAUAACGGGUUUUCCGCCCGACACAAAGGAGCGCGAGCUGCAGAACCUGCUGCGCUGGUGGCCGGGCUACGAGUCGUGCCAACUGUCGUACAAGGGCGACCAGCCAAUGGGCUUCGCGCUCUUCUCCACGUCAGCCAUGGCCUUCGCCGCUCGCGACGCCUUGCAGGGUCUGCUGUUCGAUGUCGAGUCCAAUGCGGUACUCCGAGCGGAAAUGGCCAAGAAGAACCUCUUCAGAAAAAAAGGUGCUGAAGAUCCAGCCAAGAGGCUCCGUGUCGCUGACGCCUUGACCUCAUACGUGGUUCCAGGAGCGGCUUCCUAUGAUCCCUACGGCGCUGCUGCAGCAGCCGCCUUCGCGGCAGCAGCCGUGGGCUCCGCUCCUGCUGCUGUCAUGCCGCGGACUGUAGCGCCGUCGUACACUCCCUCUAAGCGUCAGCAGUGCACGCGGCACUACAAGGCACCUCCCUCGCGUCAUGAGACAGAGAGCCCAUCCGCAUCCAGUUCUCCAAGAACCCCCUCCCUCGGAGUGAAGGGGCCGGGCUUUGGGGAGUCGCUCUCACCCCCCCUCCCUCCCUCCCUCCCUCCCUCCCUCCCUCUCUCCCUCCCUCCCUUCCUCCCUCCCUCCCUCCCUCCCUCCCUCCCUCUCUCCAUCCCUCCCUCCCUUCCUCCCUCCCUCCCUCCCUCCCUCCCUCCCUCCCUCCCUCCCUCCCUCCCUCCCUCCCUCCCUCCCUCCCUCCCUCCCUCCCUCUCUCUUUCCCUACUCCCGCAGGACAUAGCGUCAGCAUCAGCAGUGCACGCUGCGUUACAGGGAACCUCUCUAGCCUCCUCCGAUAGAGGCCCCAUCCGAAUCCAGUUCUCCAAGAACCCCCUCGGAGUGAAGGGGCCGGGCUUCGGGGGAGGAAUGGGGGGAGUGGGGGGAAUGGGGGGAAUGGGCGGAAUGGGGGGAGUGGGGGAAGUGGGCGGAGUGGGGGGCGUUGUGAAGAGUGAGAUAGGCCCAGUGGCGGAGCCUCCGCCAGCAGGGACCGAUGGAGGAGCAGGGGGAGCAGGGGGGCCGAUAGGGGCGGAAGCUGCAGCAGCAGCGGCGCUGGCAGCAGCGAGUGGGUUUGGGGAUAUGGUGGAGAGAUGGGCCCCACCGGCAGCAGGAAUGAACGUAGAAGCAGGGGGGGCGGGGGGGUUAGGAGGGGCAGGAGGGUUGGGAGGGGCAGGAGGGUUGGGAGGGGCAGGAGGAGGGUUGGGAGGGGCAGGAGGGUUGGGAGGGGCAGGAGGGUUGGGAGGGGCAGGAGGAGGGUUGGGAGGGGCAGGAGGGUUGGGAGGGGCAGGAGGGUUGGGAGGGGCAGGAGGGUUAGGAGGGGCAGGAGGGUUGGGAGGGGCAGGAGGGUUGGGAGGGGCAGGAGGGCUGGGAGGGGCAGGAGGGUUAGGAGGGGCAGGAGGGUUGGGAGGGGCAGGAGGGUUGGGAGGGGCAGGAGGGUUGGGAGGGGCAGGAGGGUUAGGAGGGGCAGGAGGGUUGGGAGGGGCAGGAGGGUUGGGAGGGGCAGGAGGGUUGGGAGGGGCAGGAGGGGCGAUUGGGGCAGGAGGGGCGAUUGGGGCAGAAGCUGCAGCACUGGCAGCAGCGAGUGGGUUGACUAAGUGUGUGUUUUGGGCGUGA